Messenger RNA from Onychostoma macrolepis, 4040 nucleotides. RefSeq names its product proline rich Gla (G-carboxyglutamic acid) 1 (gene prrg1). Gene Ontology annotation, molecular function: calcium ion binding. The record is from RefSeq and is a predicted model, not a curated record. The coding region runs from base 335 to 979 and encodes 214 amino acids. Gene Ontology annotation, cellular component: extracellular region. The transcript has 4 exons. NCBI's taxonomy places the organism in Eukaryota, Metazoa, Chordata, Actinopteri, Cypriniformes, Cyprinidae.
CCUUUUCUAAUUAUUAUAUACAACACAUAUAGCUUCGGGCGCGUCGAUGGUUAUAUUAAUUUGUGCCGUUUUUAUGUAUAAAACCGCAUCGACAAGCUUCAGUCGAUAGUCAUCACGUAUAGAUUGAAUUAACGAACAAUUUUGUAUGCCUAUCAUGUUUUUUUUAACGUUUCGAGGCGGGAGCUUUACGUUUCUGUGUAACGUUAGUGAAAUAACAAUCGUUUUGUGCUUGUCAAAAACGUACCUGUUUUUAUUCGUGUGCUGACAAUGGUUGACUGUGUCCUGUAACGUUACAUGCUAGUCCAGUUUCCCCCUUUGAAAAGCGGCAGGAAUCAUGGGAGCCGUAUUCCUGCCAGCAGAUGCCGCGCACUCGGUGCUGCGGAGGCUCCCAAGAGCAAACUUCUUCUUGGAGGAGAUGAAACAAGGGAACAUCCAGCGAGAAUGCAGGGAGGAAAUCUGCAGUUAUGAAGAAGCUAGGGAGGCGUUUGAGAAUGAUGAGAAAACGAGGCGAUUCUGGGAGGAGUACCAGCGUGAAAGUAGCCCCAGGCCCGGAGGACUGGAGUCCAUCGCCGGUGGCGUUCAUUCCCUGUACCUGAUCUUACCCCUGCUGCUGGUUUUGCUGCUCAUUGCGGCAGUUUCCAUCACAGUUUGGAGAUGCCACUCACGCAAAAGAUCCCAGCAGAGUCCUGCCAUUGGGCGCCCACAAAGAGACACAACCCUAUCAGUGGUGUCAAUGGACCAGUGGGGUCGGGACUACCAUCCUGACAUCAGUCCUCACUCAGAGAUCAGUGCCCACAGUAGCCCCGCCUACCCAGGUGCUGACCUCACACCUGGGCGGGGCAGUCGGGGUGACCCGCCCCCUUCAUACGAGGAAGCUGUGGGCCAUACAGAUAUACAGAUUGAAGCGGAGCCUCCACCACAAUACGAAGACAUCAUCAGUAACCACGGUAACACUGUUAUCAUCUCCCAGGGAAAGUGAAGGAUCUUCCAGGCAUGUUAUCCUGCCUCAUGUAGGGAUGCAUUUUGAUACCAAUGCUGCAAACCCUGUCAUUCCUUACUCGCUGUGUCUCUCUUCUCUUUUAUAGCUAAUGUUUUUGCAGGAUGUGAACAUGCUUUGGCUGUUUAUUUUUUAAGUACUAGAAGUAUUUUUUUACAACUUCACUACUACAAUUACAGGCUUUUCAACUCCAGCACUAGCAUAAGAGCUGAACUUCUUUACUUAAUGUAAAGAGAAAACAACUUAUGCAAUAACAUUAUUCUUAGUACCGUUACAUUGUUAAACAUUGAAUUGCUUUGAUUUCAGAGAUGUUCGUAGAACUCAUAACAGCAUGAAUCCUAAUCCAAGCCCAAAUCCAAUGACAAAGUACUGUAAUGUCAUUAGCCAUUCUUCCAAGUUAGCAAGUCCUAUGAGUGUCAGAACAUCUUAGAAAUGAACUGAAUAUUUGGUCAGUUGUGGCCUCUCAUGGGACAACUAAAAAAUAUAAUUGUAAAUAAUCAGUUUCAGAGGAAAAAAAUGCACAAUAUUUUCAGGAAGUUGUAAAGUUUACUGACAUUCUGUACUUCAAGGUUCAUUGUAACCUUUAUCAAUAGCCAUCUAAGCUUAGGCUAUCUCUAUAGAAUUGCAUAGACGUCACUAUGCACUGGACUCACAGCCUCAAUGAAAUAUUGAUAUUGGGUUGAUUUUUCUUUUCCACUAGUUGAGGUGUUAAACACUGUGUUGUUAGAUUUGGUUAGCAUGUUGGAAACAUUUCAGCUAAAUGGAUAACCAUUUGAAUUUGCUGAUAAUACAUUGCUGAUAACAUUGACCAAACAAAUUCAAUCCUGAUUUUAUGUAGCAUCGUGGUUGUUAAUGAUGAAUCAGACUAAGUGGGCACAAAGUCAACGUGUGUGAGGUUUUGCAUUUCGGAAAAUACAAUACUGAAAGGAAUAGUUCGGCCCAAAAAUGAAAAUUUGCUGAAUAUUUACUCACUCUCAGUUUAUACAAGAUGUAGAUUAGUUUGUUUCUUCAGUGGAACAGAUUUGGAGAAAUUUAGCAUUACAUCACUUGCUCACUGAUAGAUAUUUUGCAGUAAAUGGGUGCCGUCAGAAUGAGAGACCAAACGGCUGAUAUAAAAACAUCACAAUAAUCCACAUGACUGUAGUCCAUCGGUUAACAUCUUGCGCAGUGAAAAGCUGCAUGUUUGUAAGAAACAAAUCCAUCAUUAAGAUGUUUUUAAACCAUUGCUUCAGGCCAAAAUACCAAUCCUCUAUCUAUAAUAAAUAAAAAUUCCGGUGAAAAAUUCUGACGGCACCCUUUGGAGCAAUUUAUGGUCACAGCCUUGUGAAAUGUGUUCUUAUUGUGGCCAAGGAUUAAACGAGCAUAUUAAGCGUCCCAAGCUGGGGAUUCUAGGACAAGCAAGAUGAAUUGUCCAUUGUGGAGGUAAUUAAUAAGGAGCAAGAAGCAUGCUUUUUGUGUGCAGCUGAGUUGUGCAGGCUCUCUUUUAGAUUUGUUUUAGGGUAAAUAACUUGUGUUUUGUUUCUCUAACCUCUUAGAGAAUGUUGAGAAAUAACAAUUAUGACUGCCUUUACCAUGCUGGUUGUUUUUAACUGAAUUCUGGUUUAUUUUGAAUGUGUUGAAGGCUGAUUUUACACAUGGUUUGAUUGUUUGAAACAGUAGUUUGAUUCAACCCUUUUGCUUUCACACUGUGGUUUUAGGUCAGAAUUGCGGUAUGUUUGCAUUUACAAUGCAAGUGUUAGUGGCAACUUAGUAACGCUAAAUAGAGUGUGCUACAAAGCAUAACUCUCCUCCCACGACAAAUGACUUUUUGCGAACACUUUAACCUGACACCUUUUAUUAAUGUACAUUGUAAAGCAUUCUGUAUUUUUAUAAAUAAUUGUAACCAAAGUUAAAAUGCAUUAUAAUAUUUGCAGAUUCCUUGUUACAUCUAAAAUCAGUUGUUUAUCAUGUGUUUUAAUACAUCAUAUUUUCAAAAAGUGUAACAAUGAAUAGGUAAGUAUUGUGGUUACAAUUAUUCAUGAGAUCAUACAGUGGAUUUUAAUGUAUAUGUAUAUAUGCACUUCAGGUAAAGUGUUACUGAUUUUUCCUCUUAAAAUGUCUCUUCACUGUUAUAAAACAAUUUAGGAUAUUUGACACUAUCAGGUUGGGCUUGUCUGUGUGUUUAACAGCAAGCAGACACCGUUUACCUCAUACCAUUUAUUCCUGGUUCUUACUCAGAGUCUAGGUUUCACCUCAGGCCCAGCUACAAUAAACAAAAACCAGGAGAAUUUCAGAUUAGGAUCAAAUUAUGGGAACAAGCUGUCCUAGUCCCCUAAAAAAUUAGAGGGAAAAAUCAACAAGGAAAUAUUCAGUAUUAAAUAUCAGGAAAGUGUGUGUUUAUGGGUCUGUGUGUGUGUGUGUGUGUGUGUGUGUGUGUGGGGUGGGGAUAUGAAGGAAAGAGAACACAAUGGAAAAGUCGACGCAUUUGUACUUAUUCAGUAACUAUGAGUGAAUGCACUUUUCAGGGCAGCGACUGCUCUUUGUAAAGAAAUAUUAAUUGAUGUGUAAAGGAAUAUUAAUUGAUGUGAUCUUAUAUGAAAAAGAUGUGAUAAAUUACUAGAGGAAAAAAUGGCAAAUGCUGUUUGGUUUGUCGUCUUGGCUUUCUACAGUUUAUAUUCUUAGUUCAUCAACAACAUGCUCGGCUGACAUAAAUAUGCAAGAAAAUCCAUCACCAGCACUAACUCAAGAAAGCUUUGUGAAAAUCAAAACAGUUUCACUUUGCCUAAAAUUGUUUGUGUUUUUAAAGGUAAUGUGAAAUAAGACUACCGUCAUUUGAAAUGCAGUCUGAUGAUGAUACAAGUUUGGCAGACUUUGACUGAUGUUGCUGUACAUGUGCAGGCUGAUAUUUCUGUGGCAGUUAAGAGUGAUUGUGGUGGUGUUUAUUGCUUAAGCCUUACUCAGAGAUAGAUAAUGUGUGUAUAUAUAAAUGUAUUAAGAACAAAUUUAAUUUUUUGUAAUGAUUGAGCUUGACUUUUAUUUGUAAUAAAAGUUUUUUUGGCCCUCA